AUGCCAAAGCGGGCGACGUCCAAGAAGCGCAAAGCCGAGUUCGAGUGCCUGCGCGCCUCGAUCCAGGUCAUGACCGAGGACUUUGAGCGCGAAGAGCUCGAGACGCACGUCAUCCGCGGCGCGCGCCAGCUCAAGCGGCGCAAGUCGCCCGCCCGCCAGCCGCUCGCGCCCCCGCCCGAGACGCUGCUGCGCCAGCAACAGCAACAGCAACAGCAACAACAUCGCUUCCCGCUCUUGGCCGUGCCCCCAAACUCCCGCGCCGAGCUCCGCGCCCACAAUCUGCGCCACCUGCUCUGCUUCAUCCUGCACCACGACUACGCCCAGCCGGGCCUGCGCAACGCCCUCGCCGCGCCCAAGGCCGGCAAAAACAAGAAGAAUAAGACCAAGACCAGGAAGAACUCCUCCCCCACAGACACCACCGCCGACGCCGCCCCCGAGACCCCAGCAUACGCGCGCCUCCCCCGCCGCCUCGCAACGCAAUACUCGCCGCACAACCUCCCCCUGCAACCCUACCGCACCGCGCCGCCCCGCGCCCGCGCCGCCCUCCGCGCGCUGGUCCUGCAGCCCGCCCGCCUGCUCCGCCUGCCCCCGCACGCCGUCUGCGCCCUCGUCCGCCGCUGGCAGCGCUUCCGCCUCGGGACGGCGUACCCCGGCGCCGUCGCCGCCGUCGCCGCGUGCGAUGGCCUGCCGGCCCUGGCCGCCAUGCUCGCGCUCGACGCCGCGGUCGUCGUUCCCGCGCUGGCGGACCCCACGACGAGGCUCAGGUGGGAGUGUCUGGCGGGCCUGAAGGCGGUGCGCGGGCGGUAUUUUGGCGGCGGCUUGGACGGCGGCCACGCAGUGGACGCCACCACUGUCGCUGCUGCUGUCUUUGACACCGACGCCGAGCACGCCUACGACUCUCCACCAGCUCCAGGCGCGGGCUACAUGCGCCUCUCCCCCCUCGGCGCCCGCGUCCACGCCUCCCGCCAAACCCGCCUCAGCCGCGCGCUGGGCGCCCUGGUCGGCCGCGGCUGGACCAACGCCCUCGUCACGCGCGGCGUCGCUAAGGCUGCGCGCGGAAUCAAGGCUUUAAGUCGCAGUAGUUGCGCUGGUGGCGACGAGGCCAUCGCCGUCGACGUGGGCGCCGCGCACCGCCGCCGCGUCGCCGCGUUUGAUAUGCGCGGGUGGGUCGAGGACGUUAGGCGCAGGGAGGCGGUCGCUGCUGCCCAGGCGGCUGCUGCCGCUGCCGAGGCGCAGAGGAGUGCGUUUGAGGUCGCGCGCCCGGGCGAGGAGGAGGUCUUGUGCUUGAGGGCUUUUAUGGACGAGGAGGGAUAUUAA
Messenger RNA from Aplosporella prunicola CBS 121167, 1317 nucleotides. RefSeq lists its product as uncharacterized. The record is from RefSeq and is a predicted model, not a curated record. NCBI's taxonomy places the organism in Eukaryota, Fungi, Ascomycota, Dothideomycetes, Botryosphaeriales, Aplosporellaceae. The coding region runs from base 1 to 1317 and encodes 438 amino acids. The transcript has a single exon.